This is a messenger RNA of Sesamum indicum (sesame), 576 nucleotides long. Lineage: Eukaryota; Viridiplantae; Streptophyta; Magnoliopsida; Lamiales; Pedaliaceae. The record is from RefSeq and is a predicted model, not a curated record.
AUGGCAAGAAAAAUGAAAGAAAAAUUUGACAAGUAUUGGGGAUCAAUUGAAAAGAUGAAUAUGGUUUUGUAUUAUGGUGUGAUACUUGAUCCACGUCACAAAUUGGGGUUUGUAGAAUUUUCCUUUGAUAAAUUAUAUAGUGGUAUUGGACAAAGUGAUGCAAUGAAAGAGAGAGUAUGGGAUAGUCUUCAUGAGUUGUUCAAUGAUUACAAGUUAAGAUAUGGACACACUCUUCAAGGAACUUUAGAAAGUCCGGGUUCAUCGUCUAGUCGUGUUUCUUCAUCUUCUUCCUCAUCAAAGGAAAUGUUUAUGCAUGAUGAAGAGAACGAGACUCGCAGGUUUUCUUUACAACAAGAAUACAUGUUGUACAUGACAGGAGGAAAAGAUCACGUAAAAUCAGAGUUAGAGAAGUAUCUCGGUGAGGAUGUUGAAGAGUAUAGGGAAAAGUUUGAUAUAUUAAAAUGGUGGAAAGUGAACACUCAAAGGUUUCCGAUUCUCUCAAAGAUGGCUCGAGAUAUAUUGGCAGUUCUUUGGAUCCGAUUCAAAGCCAAUAAGCAUAGAAGAAGAUUUAAGUGA